AUGACUGAACUUUUCCAAAAUGAUGAAUAUGAGCGCCGUUUUGCAGGCGUAGCCAAAAUUUAUGGAGAAGAGACAUUCAAUCACUAUGAAAAAAGUCAUGUCAUGGUGAUCGGUAUUGGUGGGGUUGGCUCAUGGGCGGUUGAGGCCUUAGCACGUACAGGGAUUGGCGAGUUAACACUGGUCGAUAUGGAUUCAGUGGCUGCUUCAAAUAUCAACCGACAGCUGCCUGCAAUGACCUCUACUUUAGGCCAUGAGAAAAUUGAAGUCAUGGCGGAACGUUGCCGUUCAAUUAAUCCUCGGAUCAAGAUCAAUUUGAUUGAUGAUUAUCUCAGCCCAGAUAAUGUAAAAGAAAUUCUAGAAAAUGUUCCCGAUAUUAUUUUAGAUUGCAUCGAUGACGUUAAAGCAAAAUUUGCACUUAUGCUACAUUGUCGUUUUAAUAAAAUUCCUUUGAUUGUUUCGGGUGGGGCAGGUGGUAAGCUUGAUCCUCUAAAAAUUCGUGUUGCUGAUUUAUCUAAAACAGAACAAGAUCCGAUGCUUGCAAAAUUGCGGAGCCAGUUGCGCGCCAAAGGCAUUUGUAAGAAACCAAAAGAAAAAUUUGGCAUUACUUGUGUGUAUUCAAUUGAUAAUCCUUUUUCCAGUGCUGAUGUGUGUGCGAGUGCAGGCUUGCGUUGUGGUGGAUAUGGUUCGGCUGUGGUGGUGACUUCUAGUUUUGCGAUGGUCGCCGUUGCAGAAGUGUUGAAAAAUUAUUUGGAAAGCAAGAACAACAAAUACAAAUCAAUCGAAACCGCUAUGCUGAAUUUUGGCAAUGGUUUGAGCAGCAUCAGCAGGAUUUCCAUCAGGAAUUGGUGGCAGCAGCCCCUGAAAUUCCUGGCUGGAAAUUUACCGCACUUAAACCCGCAAGUGAUAUUGAGCAAACCAGUAUUGACCAUGAAGAAUAUCCAGAUGAAACUGAUCUUGUGGUUGUGCAUGAUCAAUAUAAUGAAGCUCAAAAAGCUGAAUUCUUACAAGCAUGAAAUUUCUCGCUUAGACAAAAUAACCCGUUCAAGUACUGAUGAAGAUGAAUAUAUCAGUUUGGAGGGGGAGACCAAUGAAGGGCUACCUUUGGUGGCGAUCUUAAACAGUACUCUUUUAACAUGGGAUCAAAAGGCUUCUCAUCCGUGGAUGCUGCUGGUAGAAAUACCUUAUGCUGGUCAGAACUCAAGUGGUAUGCCGUCUGCAACAGAUUAUGAGUUGCUUAAUGAGAUUGAAGAAGAAUUAUUAAAUGAGCUAAAGGAUUUUGAAGGAUAUUUAAAUAUUGGACGAGAAACCGGUAAUAACUUAAGAACCAUUUUGGUCGUUAACUAUGCUGAAAAGUCGCUUGAAAUGCGCUAUAGCAUUCAGACCAUAGACAUGGACAGCUUAGAGAAUGAAGCGGCUUUUUAA
This is a messenger RNA of Oppiella nova, 1422 nucleotides long. NCBI's taxonomy places the organism in Eukaryota, Metazoa, Arthropoda, Arachnida, Sarcoptiformes, Oppiidae. The record is from the annotation of a GenBank genome assembly.